GUGGCGUUUAUGGCUCCUUUUCUCCGGUAGUGCGCCAUCAGCAGGGUGCACUUGUUCUUGCUCUUGUAAGAGGACGACUGUCUGGUACCAUCAGAAGACACAACCACCUGACCUCAACACCACAGCCAGAGCCAGCGUAAAUGCAUAAACUGCGGAGCUUCUCUGUAGCCAAACUGGCUAAAGUUUUAAGCAGAAUAUCCCCAAGACUAAAGAGCACAGGAGGAAGACCUUCAGCCCCACUGGGUUCACGGAUUCUGACCAAUCAUGAUGACAUCUUUAAGCACAACAUGUGGGAUCAUGUGCAAUGGACAGAACUGGAUAAAGAAAACGCACGGCAGAAGGCGGAAGAAAAUUCCUGCGUACAAAUUCCUUUAAAGGAACAAGGUAAAUUCGACACAGAAGCUUGGCAAUACUGGGACACAUUUUAUGAGAUGCACCAGGACAAGUUCUUUAAAGAUCGCAAGUGGCUGUUUUUAGAAUUCCCAGAAUUGCUUCCUUCAGGUGCAAAAAGCCACGCCACAAACACGUGUCUGCAUGAUCAUCUGGCAGCAUACCCACUAUCUACUAGAUCCAGCACAGAGACCAGACCCCAUCACAGAAACACUUCCAAUCAGGAGACCUGUCAAGGAGCAGCGCUAGAAAAAAAUGAAGCUCACAUUCAGACUACUACUUUCCCUGGCCAGCAUGCAUCUUUCAGGAUCUUGGAGGUUGGAUGUGGAGUGGGUAACAGUAUGUUUCCCAUCGUUAAUUGCAUAAAAGGAACUGAUGCAUUUUUAUACUGUUGUGACUUCUCCCCAUGUGCAAUUCAGCUGGUGAAGGACCAUCCAGAAUACGAUGACUCUGUGUGUCAUGCCUUUGUCCACGACAUUUGUGAGGAGGUGGCCUCCUUUCCCUUCCCUCCUCAGAGCCUGGAUGUUAUUCUAGCAGUCUUUGUGCUGUCCUCCAUUCAUCCGGACCGACUUCAGGGAGUUGUGAACCGACUGUCUACAUACCUGAAACAUGGAGGGACGUUCCUCUUCCGUGAUUAUGGGAGACAUGACUUCUCACAACUCAGGUUUAAGAAGGGACGGUGCUUAUCAGAGAAUUUCUACACACGUGGAGAUGGAACCUGCGUGUACUUUUUCACUAAAGAAGAAGUUCAUGAUUUAUUUUCCAAUGCCGGACUGGAAGAAAUUCAGAAUCUUGAAGACAGACGACUCCAAGUGAACAGAGGAAAGAAAGUUGUAAUGCACCGGGUUUGGAUGCAGAGCAAGUACAGGAAAACAUAUCCACCUUCACCAUCUUAACACCCACCAUACACUGCCUAAUUUGGAGCUAAAUUACUUUUUAUACUUUUCUUUUUAUUUGUUCAAUCCUGAAAAACUGUUUUGUUUUGUUUUUUUUACCAAAGAAGUAUCUGUACUACAACAAAAACUGUAUCCAAUAAACUUGUUGUCAAACACA
Molecule: messenger RNA, 1443 nt
Organism: Micropterus salmoides (largemouth bass)
Lineage: Eukaryota; Metazoa; Chordata; Actinopteri; Centrarchiformes; Centrarchidae
Gene: mettl8
Product: methyltransferase like 8
Exons: 10
Coding region: 141-1286 (381 amino acids)
Molecular function (GO): tRNA (cytidine-N3)-methyltransferase activity
Source: RefSeq, a predicted model, not a curated record